AUGUCAUCGACAAAUCCAACAGAUCCUACAUUCAGAUCCUAUAGCGCCGUUCAGGCUCAGACCUACGCUGUUGAACGGAGAUCAUAUCCAAAUGAACUUUACGAUAUUGUGCUCAAAUAUCAUACCAACACCGGCGGCAAAUUAAACCAACUGCUCGAUGUAGGAUGUGGACCUGGAAAUGCGACACGAGAUCUUUCCAUAGCCUUUGACCGUGCGGUAGGCGCUGAUCCGAGUGCAGAAAUGAUUGCUGCUGCACGAAGCCGACGUGGAAAGAGUCGAUCGGGCGACGAUAUUAAGUUUGAAAUUAGUCUUGCAGAAGAAUGCUCGAAAAUAAACGAAAUUGGAGCUGAAACUGUAGACUUGCUCACGGUAGCAAUGGCUGUGAGUCAAUAUUUAUGUGAAUAG
Messenger RNA from Adineta steineri, 405 nucleotides. NCBI's taxonomy places the organism in Eukaryota, Metazoa, Rotifera, Eurotatoria, Adinetida, Adinetidae. The record is from the annotation of a GenBank genome assembly.